Hibiscus syriacus is the source of this 1629-nucleotide messenger RNA. RefSeq names its product protein disulfide-isomerase-like. Gene Ontology annotation, cellular component: endoplasmic reticulum. The record is from RefSeq and is a predicted model, not a curated record. Gene Ontology annotation, biological process: response to endoplasmic reticulum stress; protein folding. The transcript is spliced from 11 exons. NCBI's taxonomy places the organism in Eukaryota, Viridiplantae, Streptophyta, Magnoliopsida, Malvales, Malvaceae. Bases 30 to 1517 code for a protein of 495 amino acids. Gene Ontology annotation, molecular function: protein disulfide isomerase activity.
AGUAAAGUUAGGGAAAUAGAGUUUCGAUCAUGGCGAGAAGUGUUUCAGUUUGGUUUGUUUUGGUCGCAAUCGUCUGUUCUGUAACUGCGAUCUCAGCUGAAGAGAGCAGUGAAUCUAAGGAGUUUGUUUUGACUUUGGAUCAUUCCAACUUUACUGAUACAGUUAGUAAGCACAAGUUUAUCGUCGUUGAGUUUUACGCUCCCUGGUGUGGGCACUGUAGGAAUCUUGCUCCUGAGUAUGAGAAAGCAGCAUCUAUAUUAAGUAAACAAGACCCUCCAGUCAUUCUUGCCAAAGUAGACGCCAAUGAGGAAGCAAACAAAGGUUUAGCAAAUCAAUAUGACGUCAAGGGUUACCCUACACUUAAAAUUUUGAGAAAUGGAGGGAAGGAUGUUCAAGAAUACAAAGGUCCACGCGAAGCUGAUGGUAUUGUUGAGUAUUUGAAGAAACAAAGCGGUCCUGCUUCUGCUGAAUUGAAGUCGACGGAAGAUGCCACUAAGCUCAUUGAUGACAAGAAGAUAGUAGUUGUUGGAGUUUUCCCAAAAUUCUCUGACGAAGAGUUUGAGAGUUAUAUAGCACUUGCUGAGAAAUUGCGUUCUGAUUAUGAAUUUGGUCAUACUUUGGAUGCUAAGCACCUUCCCCAUGGUGAAUCAUCAGUGACUGGCCCUGUGGUCAGACUUUUCAAGCCUUUUGAUGAACUCUUUGUUGACUUCAAGGAUUUUAAUGUGGAAGCUCUGGAGAAAUUUGUUGAAGAAUCUAGCAUUCCUCUUGUUACACUUUUUAACAAGGACCCCAACAAUCACCCAUUUGUUAUCAAGUUCUAUAACAGUCCCAAUGUUAAGGCUAUGUUGUUUGCAAACUUGAGCGCUGAAGGUAUUGAUUCCUUAAAAUCUAAAUACCGUGAAGUUGCUGAGCAAUACAAACAAGAGGGAAUUGGUUUCCUCUUGGGAGAUCUUGAGGCUAGUCAAGCUGCCUUCCAGUAUUUUGGAGUUCAAGAAAGCCAAGUGCCUCUAAUCAUCAUUCAGAAUAAUGAUGGAAAGAAGUAUUUGAAACCAAAUUUGAAGGCUGAUGAUAUUGCACCAUUUGUGAAGGAUUACAAGGAAGGAAAAGUUCCACCAUAUGUAAAAUCUGAACCUGUUCCUGAGGAGAAUAACGACCCUGUGAAAGUGGUUGUUGCUGAUACCCUAGAAGACAUGGUUUUCAAAUCAGGAAAAAAUGUUCUUCUUGAAUUUUAUGCCCCCUGGUGUGGACAUUGCAAGAAAUUGGCCCCAAUUUUGGAUGAAAUUGCUGUCCAUUACGAAAAAGAUGCUAGUGUUUUGAUUGCAAAACUUGAUGCAACUGUAAAUGAUAUUGUAAAUGAGAGCUUUGAUGUUAGAGGUUACCCAACCAUUUACUUUAGAUCGUCUAGUGGAAACAUAACUCCAUACGAUGGCAAUAGGACCAAGGAAGACAUCAUCAACUUCAUUGAACAGAACAAGGACAAAACUGUUAAACAAGAAUCAGCGAAGGAUGAGCUCUGAAAAGGAUGGCAUGUGGAUUUGCAGUUUUACACAGGAAUUGCCAUCGACUGGAUGAUGCCGGAUCUUCUUCCUCGCCUCCUUCCCUUUUAGUUCAAUGAAUCUCUUUUAAAUU